Molecule: messenger RNA, 981 nt
Organism: Pseudozyma flocculosa PF-1
Lineage: Eukaryota; Fungi; Basidiomycota; Ustilaginomycetes; Ustilaginales; Ustilaginaceae
Exons: 1
Coding region: 1-981 (326 amino acids)
Source: RefSeq, a predicted model, not a curated record
AUGUCGGCUUCGUCUUCGACGGCCAACCUGGCCGCACCAUCCCAGCAGCAAGAGCAGCAGCAGCGACAUGCGCACCUCGACGCGAGCAACAGCACCGCCGCCGGCGACGCCUCGACCUCGUCGCCCUCGAACCUCUCGACCCGCGAGCAUCGGCGCAACGCCAGCGCGCUCUCUUCGGCCUCGGCCACACCGGCGGGCAGCCGCCCCUCAUCGCCCACGUUCCAGGAGAUUGCCCAAAAGGCCGUCAUCAGCGCCGUCAAGCAGGUCGACGAGUCCAAGCUGGAUCCGCACCCAGACUCGGACCCGGACGACGACGACGACGAGCACGAGCGCGAACGGCGUCGGCUGGCGCAGGUCUGGGCCGGUGCCGCACCCACGACGCCCUACCGCCACCUCUUCGUCUCGUGGCCGCACCAGGCCAUCAAGAAGACGUUUACCAUUGGUGUAUCCGCCGAGGACCCCAACCCGCCCAUCUUUGACAUGCCCCAGCGCGAGGUGACGGAGCGCAGCGCCGCCAGCUGCGUGCUCGUCACCAAGCACUCGCCCAUCAACGCCACGGUGCACAUCAUCAAGGGCGUUCGCGACCGCGGCGACAAGAACCUCGGCAAGCCCGUCACGGUGUCGGCCAAGAGCGUGCUGGGCAACGUCGUCCUCAAGGUGCCCGAGUACCACGGCAGCCGGCCGCUGCACCUGCGCGCAAAGACGACAAAGGGCGACCUCACCGUCUUCCUGCCCGCCAGCUUUGCGGGUCUCUUGACCUGGAAGAGCGAGUCGGGCACCCUCAAGCUCUCCCAGGCCAUCCAGGCACGGUACAAGCGUCUCGACGACCGCGCGCACAAGCACCGCGGUACCGCCAAAAUCAUCCCCAGCGUCGCAUCGGGCAACCGCGGCGAUGCGUGUGAACUCAUCAACAAGAGCGGCACCAUCACCAUCAUGGAGGCCGGCGAGGAAAAGAAGCACGAGGGCUGCUCUGUCAUGUAG